AUGUCUCCUCCGAUCGCCACCUCGCCCACCCUUGACCGUGCCGCCCCUGUCGUCACCAAGGACCUGCCGAUCAAGCAGCAGAACGGCGCUGUCAAGGGCGACAUGGCCAAGACUACCGUCGACGAGAUGGCGGACAAGUGGGACGAGUUCAAGUUCGCGCCCAUCCGUGAGAGCCAGGUGUCGCGUGCCAUGACACGCCGCUACUUCCAGGACCUCGACACCUACGCUGAGUCUGACGUCGUCAUCAUCGGCGCCGGCUCGUGCGGCCUUAGCACCGCCUACAUGCUCGCCAAGGCGCGUCCCGACCUGAAGAUUGCCAUCAUCGAGGCUGGCGUCGCUCCCGGCGGCGGUGCCUGGCUCGGCGGCCAGCUCUUCUCGGCCAUGGUGAUGCGCCGCCCGGCCGACGCCUUCCUGCGCGAGCUCGGCGUGCCCUACGAAGAAGACUCGGCCGACUCCAACUACGUCGUCGUCAAGCACGCCGCGCUCUUCACCUCAACAGUGCUCUCCAAGGUCCUGCAGUUCCCCAACGUCAAGCUCUUCAACGCGACCGCCGUGGAGGAUCUGAUCACGCGCCCCCUCGCGUCGGGCGACGGCGUCCGCAUCGCCGGCGUCGUGACCAACUGGACGCUCGUCAGCAUGCACCACGACGACCAGAGCUGCAUGGACCCCAACACCAUCAACGCCCCCGUCAUCGUCAGCACCACCGGUCACGAUGGCCCCUUCGGCGCCUUCUCCGUCAAGCGCCUCGUCAGCAUGCAGCAGCUCGAGAAGCUCGGCGGCAUGCGCGGUCUCGACAUGAGCCGCGCCGAGGACGCCAUCGUCAAGCGCACCCGCGAGGUCGCCCCGGGCUUGGUCGUCGGCGGCAUGGAGCUGUCUGAAGUCGACGGCGCGAACAGGAUGGGCCCGACCUUCGGUGCCAUGGCGCUGAGUGGCGUCAAGGCUGCCGAGGAGGUCCUCAGGGUGUUUGAUGAGAGGAAGGCCGAGAAUGAGAAGUACUGA
This is a messenger RNA of Diplodia corticola, 999 nucleotides long. RefSeq names its product thiazole biosynthetic enzyme. Bases 1 to 999 code for a protein of 332 amino acids. The record is from RefSeq and is a predicted model, not a curated record. The transcript has 2 exons. Gene Ontology annotation, biological process: thiamine biosynthetic process. NCBI's taxonomy places the organism in Eukaryota, Fungi, Ascomycota, Dothideomycetes, Botryosphaeriales, Botryosphaeriaceae.